UUGCUUUGGCGUACAACUUAUGGCGCUUAACUUCGAUGGUACUUAUGUGAAUGCCGUUCUGCAGUAGCAGUCAUAUUUGCGCAAACCUCGUAGACUGCCUACAUUUGCUACAAGUUACAAUCGCCACAAGCAAUAAAGGCUAUUUGCGUACGUACCUAAAUUUUUCCUGGGACACACCGCAAACUGGGUUCCUAGCAUCUUAAAUAAUAUUGGGAACCGAAAACGUUCCAGUCCGGAGCACCAAUUGCGUUUCUGAAUAUCUACAAUCCACUGGAAAUGGACGUGCAAGCUAUGCUGGAUGCAGUAGCCCGCGGUGCUGCCACUGCUCGCUCCGAGAUGCGACCGGAAUUCAUGGGCAAAGUUUUCAAGGGCAAAGUCACUUCUUUCGACACCGCGAAAGGCUAUGGAUUCAUUGAAAUCGAGCCUGGCAGUCCUCAUGAGAUGAUAUUUGUGCUGCAAGGACUGCAGCGGGUUUUCUUCCAUAUUACAUCGUUGGUUCCGCGACCACGCACUAACGCGGACGCCCAUUCAAACUUCCAUGGAAAGACAGUCUAUUUCGCCUUGGGCCCAAAUCCACGUAAAAGGGGACGAAUUUGUGCACAAAACGUUAGCCUCCACUCGUCAACAUCCGGAAGUGAUGAUUCUAGUGCUUCGAAUUCUGUGGAAUUACGGCAUGCGCAAGACGAGCACGACGACACAAGCGAUUCGGAUAUCUCGGAUUUUAAUCCAAAUGAAAUAAUGUUGCCUCUUGAUCCAUAUGAACGGCGAUGGAAAGAACGAUUCGGACAAAAUAAUAACACUAGUGCGCACAAGGAAGCUGCGACGCCAGGAAGACGCAAUCUCACGCGGAUGGAGCAGGAUUUGAAGGAUGAAGCCAUUAAAAUGGGAUUCGUUCUGCCAUUGAUCGAGCGUGCUCUCUUCGCAGUGGACGGUGUGGGUCAGCCAAAGACGUACCACACAUUUUCCGAUUUGCUGGAAGAGCUACUUAUUUUGCAGGACUCCGAUAACGCAGAUAUUAUAGGAUCUUUUGAUAAUUCUGAGGAUUUUCGCCUCAAUUCUUGGAUUCAACAAGCUGAAGAGAUGGGAUUUUCUUCCGGAACGGUUUUAGAUGCCUUGAACUCGAACACUGUUCCCUACGAACACUUCGAGGAUUUAAUUGAAAAACUGAUGGAGAUGCAGGUGAUCAAAGAACAGCAGCGCGUGGCCGCUACUAACAACCAACCCGUGACUGAAGAGUCAAAAUUGACCCUUUUGCGCAAGGAAAAUCAAGAUUUACGGGAUUAUUUCACAUGCAAGAUCUGUAUGGAAGAAGAUUCGGCAGUCGUUUUCAUACCGUGUGGACAUCUCUGUUGUUGCCAAGGUUGUGCCAAUAAUCAAGAAUCAUGUCCUGUAUGCCGUCGCAAGCGAUCGCAGAUAUACUUCAAAAAGGCGGCAAAAAUGGACGAGCGAAUUGGAACUAGAGCGAAUAAUGCAACAUUGUCUUCUCGCACAGUGGAAAUUGGCUUAUUGGAAUCGGAAAACCAGUAUUUGCGCGGGAAUCGUGCAUGCCACACCUGCAAAAAAAGGGACCGUACUCAGCUGUAUUUGCCCUGUCUUCACGUGGUGUCCUGUGGAGACUGUUCUAAGAGUUCUCACUUUUGUCCGGACUGCAAAGCGUCCGUACUCGGCCGAGUCCAGAUUUAUAUGGCCUGAACUGAGGCUCAACUGGAAAAGAUUCCUUAUUGAUGUACAUAGUUUGUUGUUCGCUUUCUUGCCUUUCUCUGUGUUUUAAUUUUGUAUGUCGGUGACUUUGAUUCGUUCCUGCUCAAGUGGAAGGGCUAAUCCUGCGAUCUUAUUCUGCUUGAAAAAUGUGCACAAAAAGGUGCAAAGCAACAAUAGUGGUGACGUUUGUGAUUUUUGUACGUAUAAUUAUACUUGAAUAGGUACGUCAUGUUUAUUUGGUGAUACUGUGUUUUGCUAACUGCAUGUUUGAUUUUUUGACCAGUGUAACGUUAAUAAAAAUACUUUGUGGGUA
Molecule: messenger RNA, 2014 nt
Organism: Paramacrobiotus metropolitanus
Lineage: Eukaryota; Metazoa; Tardigrada; Eutardigrada; Parachela; Macrobiotidae
Exons: 14
Coding region: 277-1692 (471 amino acids)
Biological process (GO): regulation of cell cycle; negative regulation of apoptotic process; positive regulation of protein ubiquitination
Cellular component (GO): cytoplasm; nucleus
Molecular function (GO): cysteine-type endopeptidase inhibitor activity involved in apoptotic process; ubiquitin protein ligase activity
Source: RefSeq, a predicted model, not a curated record